AUGGGUUCAAGCGGCGAAAAGAGCGCGAAGAAAGCCAAGAAAGAGAAGAAAGACACCCCAAAGUCUUCGAAGAAACGCGAUCGGGAUGGGUUGCCUGUGCCGUCGUCCGCGAGUAAAGGAGGAGAAGGGGACGAUGAUGAAAAACAGAAUCCGGUGUGCGCGAUUGCUUCGCCGUUGGCCGAUGGGAAAUUGACCAAGAAAUUAUUGAAAGUUGUCAAGAAAGGUAAGCAAAUGAAUAAGAGCGGCGUGGUGAUAUCAGAAGAAGAAGAAGAACGACAUCCCCGUCGUUUUGUUUCUCUCGUUCUUCUUCUUCUUCUUCUUCUUCUUCACAUUCUCUUCUCGUUGUUCGGUGGUGCGUCUAAAUUCAAACAAGUCCGGCGAGGGGUCAAAGAGGUCGUCAAGCAACUCAAAACGACGAAAGAAGGAUUGUGCGUCAUCGCGGGGGACAUAUCGCCAAUCGAUGUCAUCACGCACGUGCCGAUGUUGUGCGAAGAAGCGGGCGUGCAAUACGUGUACGUGCACUCGAAGGAGCAGUUGGGCGCAGCUGGGAUGACGAAACGACCGACGAGUGUGAUGUUAGUGUUACCGAAAGCGGUGAAAGGGUCGACGAAAAUGGGGAAGGAUGACGAAAAGGAGUUUGAGGAGAUGUAUAAGAGCGUGUAUUCGAAAGUGAAAGGGAUGCACGAGAAGUAA
Bathycoccus prasinos is the source of this 693-nucleotide messenger RNA. RefSeq lists its product with no specific name. The coding region runs from base 1 to 693 and encodes 230 amino acids. The transcript has 2 exons. Lineage: Eukaryota; Viridiplantae; Chlorophyta; Mamiellophyceae; Mamiellales; Bathycoccaceae. The record is from RefSeq and is a predicted model, not a curated record.